AUGUUUGCGGUGCUGGAAGCCGGGCGAUUCCUCUACGGUGACGUUCUUGUCGAUCUCAUCACCUCGGUGGUGUACCCCGAGGCCGACCUUAGACUGAAAGUGAGUCCCAUCAGCUAGUUGUCAAGGUUAUUCCCUUAUUAUUCGUCUCCGCCAAUCCCCUCUUAUCAAAACAAGAGUUGUAUAGUCGAUUAUACUCUCCACGAAAUGCAAUUCAUUUCAAAACUCACUUGUUCUGUAUUCUGAUAAGACCUUCUGAUAAACGAAUACUUGCAGGGUGGCCUGAAAAGAGAUACAAAUGGCCUGGGGAGUUGGCUGGGGGUGGCGGGGAGUAUGAGUGUCGCGAGUUUCCUGCUGUUGACCUUCGUGAUUCUCUUGGUUGUCGCCAUUUUGCACAUCCCCCUUCCCUACGAGAUUUGCGAUCGCCAUAAAGUCCAGUUCUUCGAGUUUUUGCUGAGAGUUUCCAAUGAAUAUGUGGUAGGUUUUGAAACCCUGUAUUACCCUCCCCUUCGCUGUGACGUCAUUAAAUUGUUCAGGGGAAUGUGAUCGAGCUCUUAUUCGGAGUCAGAUUGAGGAAUUAUUUUACCCGAUUUGUGGCGGGGAUACCAUAUUUCUUCCAAAGUAAACCCCCAAAAUGGUGUAAAAUCAGAGUGGAGAAGAUCGCCGGCGUCAAUUGCAGAGUGUAUAUUCCGGAAAAGUCGAAAAGAACGAGUGACAGUUUACUCAUCUUCAUCCAUGGUGGAGGCUGGUGCAUAAUGAAACCGAGUAAGUUCUCUCUAGGCAGCGGUCAUCCAUGCAGUCUCAUGUGUAAUGAUCAGUGAAGUGCUUGCAACGGAGCUCCAUUUUUUUCUAAAACACCGACUUCUUGUUGGAAAAGCAAAGAAACUCGGUCAUUGAAUUCAUUUCACGUGCCUUUCAGGAUAUUAUGAUGGUCCUUUACUGUCGUUGAUCCGCCGAACUGGAACCCCGAUCGUCUCCAUCGACUACGACCUCUCUCCGGAGAAACAAUUCCCUCACGCCAUAUUACAAUGCGAGGGAGUCAUUAAAGAGUUAUACGAAAAGAAGUAAGAAUCUCACACUUAAUCAUCUUCUAUCUUCAGAUUCGCGGAUUACAAGGUGAACAAAGAGAAGAUGGUGCUCAUGGGAGACAGUGCCGGAGGCAAUCUAACCGCAGUCACUUGUCAGAGAUUGAAAAGACAGGGAAAAGGACAUUACAUUAAGGUACGCUGCUUAAUUAUAUAUAUGAAAUUAUAUUGAAAAAAAUAUCAAAAAGAACUCUUACAGUCUCAAAUCCUCGUCUACCCUGUAAUACACAUGUUCGACUUCCUCUCGCCCUCGUAUCAACUAUAUUAUUAUCGAUACAAAGGAACUGCCCUUCUGAAUCCAUAUUCCCUGGCCAGAUGGUACCUGAUGUAUGUGGGGAUCGAGCCGAGUAUGAAGAAUAUAAAAUUGAUGAUAAAGAAUCAGCAUUUGCACAAGUAAGGGUUCCCCCUUGUAGGUACAACAAUCAAUCAUCCGUUUCCGUAGAAAAUAAUUUUUUUCAGAGAGGUUGUUGAACAUCUUGAGAAUACGGGGUUAGUCCACCAUCACAGACUGCCUCUGGCAUGGACCGACAAAUCCACUUAUCAGAAACCAAUUCAGACUUCGAAUUCCGAUCCUCAAGUAAGUUUUUAAAAUUUUUUUUAUUUUGACGAAACGUAUAAUAAAAAUUGAUUUCAUGAUUACUAAAUGUCACACGGUAGAUGAUUACGUUUUUGUUUUCAGCUGGCCGAAAAAUUCCGUCAAAUCCUGACAAAUCCGGACAUCUGCCCAAUAAUCGAAAAGGAUUUAGCGAAUCUGCCUCCGGCGUUGAUUAUGACAGCUGGGAUCGAUGUUCUCAGAGAUGAAGGGGUCCAUUAUGCAGCUCGGCUCAAGGAGAAUGGGGUUAGAACAAGGUGGAAUCAUUACGAAUCAGCCUUCCAUGGAGUUAUGAAUAUGCCAAAGAGUAAACAAAGAAAGCAGAUGCUGGACGACAUCCACACGCAUCUUCUGGAGCUAAAACUACUAUAG
This is a messenger RNA of Bursaphelenchus xylophilus (pine wood nematode), 2046 nucleotides long. The record is from the annotation of a GenBank genome assembly. Lineage: Eukaryota; Metazoa; Nematoda; Chromadorea; Rhabditida; Aphelenchoididae.